Molecule: messenger RNA, 1848 nt
Organism: Zygotorulaspora mrakii
Lineage: Eukaryota; Fungi; Ascomycota; Saccharomycetes; Saccharomycetales; Saccharomycetaceae
Gene: MET4
Product: Met4p
Exons: 1
Coding region: 1-1848 (615 amino acids)
Biological process (GO): regulation of transcription by RNA polymerase II
Cellular component (GO): Cbf1-Met4-Met28 complex; nucleus
Molecular function (GO): DNA-binding transcription activator activity, RNA polymerase II-specific; RNA polymerase II transcription regulatory region sequence-specific DNA binding
Source: RefSeq, a predicted model, not a curated record
AUGAGUAACAAUGAGGGCACAUCGUCCUAUACUGCUGAUUUCCGAAACAUUUUUGGGUCCGAUGUGGGCAACAAAGAGGAGAAUGGUGAAGAAAUGAGCGGUCGUGGGCACCGAGCAGAGACUGCUAGGGGGAACGGUGAUAUGCACGAAUCAGCGAUAUCUGUACCGCCGAGUUCACUGCUUGCGGUAGAGGGUACUUCCUUCAACCACAUGAACCAGAGGAAUGAAGGUGAUGAUAUAACCCCGAGUAUCCUUUUGGAGCAGCUGGCGUAUGUGGACAACUUUUUGCCCUCCUUGGAGCAGGACUUCGCGAAUCUUGACUCUUGGGUGAUGGGAGGCAACGAAUUUGGUAGUGCAAAUACACCGACCAGUCAGGGAAUACAGCACCAUAAUGCAAUGGGUGUCGAUGAAAGGCUGGCCUUGGAGUUGAACGCAUUUGCUGAUGAUUCAUUUAUAUUCCCCGAUGAAGAUAAGAGUCAGAUGCUAGGCCACGGCAAAGAAGGUGACUCCGAUGACGAAGAAGGGGGUGUUGAUGCUAGUGACAGCAAUAAAAACAAUAACAACAAUAACAACAAUAACAACAAUAACAACAAUAACAACAAUAAUAACAAUAAUAACAAUAAUAACAGUUAUAAUAGUAUCAAUAAUAACAAUAAUAAUAAUAAUAGUAGUAGUGGGAACAGUAAUAAUACAGGAUCUCAUUUCCUAACACAGAGACGAAAUACUUUUUUAACGUCACAAUAUGAUCAUUCCAAAUCUAGAUUUUCAGCAAGAAAACGCCAAAAGGUGGAUCAAAAUAACGAUGAUGAAACAACAAGCAAUCACUCAUCUUCAUCAAAUCAAGAUCAUGGUGGAUUUUCAAAUUUUGACGUCAUUCCGAACAACGGCGACGCAAGCAAUAUGAUGAGUAACCUUUAUUCACCUAGCAUAUCUUCACCUUUGAAUAAUUUAAGAGCGUCUCAAUCGUUAUCCACACUAAACAGCGGCAAUGUGACUCCCGGCCCGCCGUUUAUUGAAGGAGUCUCGGGUAAUGAUGCCAAUCCUCAAAUACAAAUGCCAGAUUACUCAACAAUUCCAACCUCCACCUUGGUUUCUUUAUUACCCAAAGUCAAAGUACCGCCGAAUGCCUAUAAAAAUUUGAUUGAUCAAGGGUUAGACUCUGACCAGAUAAAUGCAAUUGCUGUCAUAAUCGCACAUCAUCAACGAGAGAAAAUGAAAGAGAAUCGUAAUGCCAACGUACAAUAUCAACAAGCAUCGCAUAAUUCGAAUGAUGCUUCAAGAAGUGCAAGUUUUUUAUUAGACGUUUUAUCUAGAGGCAAUUCGACAAGGGAUAUAGCUGAUAACUCUCAAACAGAAAAGAAAAAAGAUGAAAAGCUCCCAUCCUUGGAGAAUAAUGAGUACUUUGCUGAGAACGUAUCAAGUAGAACUUCUAAGGAAAGUACACCAAGGGCAGAAAAGCCUCCUACAAAUUCUGUGAUCAAACAGGAAGAACCAUUCUCUAUUGCAAACCCUGGGCGAAGAGAAGGCAGCGCUAGCGAAGGUAAAUCAACGGCAAUGAGGAAACAAAAUGUACGAGAUUCGUCAGCUCAGGUACCGACUACCCGGAAAUCUCACCAGAAGAGAAAACUGAAAGAAAAUGAAUUAGAGGCCUCUGUUCAUGAGCUUAGCGAACUAGCAAUCUCGCUGCAGCAAAAGAUACACACUUUAGAAAUGGAAAAUAAUCUAUUGAAGAAUUUGGUUACUUCAAGUGGUGAAUUAGAAGGCAUUGAGAAAGCCGAAAACAUGAGGAAGGGGGUUUUUGCAAAGAUAGUAAAUGGGAGUAAAGACGAGACUUAUGACUGUGCAUAA